AUUUUUGUGGGAAGGUGUUUGCUGCUUUUCUUCAUGAUGUCUGAGCACCUCCUGCAAACCUGGAAUGUGAAACUGCAUCCUGGGGGGCAGCGUAGCAGGUGGCUUUGGAUAUGGCUAUUAAUGUGUUCAGAGGUAUUAAUGCAGAGAUGAUGUGACAGCUCUGCUCGAGCGGGGCGUUUGGCAACUUGUGUCUCUCACAGAGUAUUUAGGAGUUGGCAUUGCCCUGAAGCUGUCUCCUCCUGCACCCCCAGGGAAAUCUCUGGAGCUUCCAAAGCUGAGACCUCUUUGGAGGGCAACAAGAUGAUGGGUUUAAGGUUGCUCCAGGGCACUGUUAAAAGGCCUGAGGACCCUUUGAAGCUACAGGAAAUUGUCUUUAUUCCAUCCAGUGCUCUCAGUCUUAUCAGUCCCAAACCCAAAAUGCACACACUAAGUCCCUCCAUUCUUGGAGUCUUUGUGAUGAAGUAGUCUUUCCUAUACAUGUAUGGGCUUCAGUGAAAUUUGAAUGAAAAGUCAGCUUUAAACCCUAGCCUGCUUUUUGCUCUUGUCUUAUGAGGGAAGAGUGCUGGUGAAAUAUUUCAUGCCCCUGUUACGUGGUUUGUUGGGUUUUUUUCCCCUCCUAUCUUCUUGCUGUUUUCAGGCACAGAGUCCCAGCUCAGCUUUCCUUGUGAGUGCCCAGUGAUCCUACUGCUUACCUGUUGACAGCUCUUCAGUGUUGCUUUGCCUUCACUGCUGAUGCAGUUUUACUGGAAGGCAGCUCACCUUCCUCCUGCAGCCUGUAAUCACAUGGAAGCCUGUUCAGCCAUAGCUCUCCUGUGUUUUCUCUGAUGCCAUGGUGGUCAUUAUAACUGAGAAAGGAUUGUGCUCUUGCUGUGGAGAAAACCUCCCUUCUCAGGCUCCUGAAUUUCUCUGGGUUGAAUUUUCCACCAACAUAAUUUUGAGUGGCAAAGAAUAGUAGGAUAUUAAAUUUUAGUAGUGGUCUCUGAAACAGGUGCUCAGGCAGGGGUUAGGAGUAGUCCUUGGACAAUUAAUUCUGUUUUAUCAGAGCUAAAGCUUGCAGGGCAGUCAGGUUUUUUUCCUAUAAGACACUUUAAGCCACAUUUUUAGGGACUAUAGGUUUUAAUAAAAGAUUUUUUUUUAAUCCUGUAAAUUGCACAUUGUGUGCUGUGAUUAUAGAAGAGGCAGACUUUUAGAAAAAGAAAUUCAGUGGAUUUAUAUGGCAAGAUGCAACUUUAAAGAAUGACCAUGCUUUGACUGAAAAUGUUACUUUACCAGACUUGGCUGGGACUAGAUUUAACAUUUUAAAACACAUGUAGGGGUCAAAUACAUAAAUGGAGGAGCAAAUGGAAAGGUGCUUGUGUCUUGCCAAAGUAUCUGCCAUUGUGUGUACAAUAUUAGGGGUUUGUAGAAGAAAGUUAUUACCACUGCAGCAUUCUUUUGCUACUGUCAGGAUUUAGGGAAAGGAUGAGAAUCAGGGUUGGGAUACUUGGAAUAACUGGGAAGUUGACUGCCUGUCCCAAGGCAGUCCCUAAGGAAACAGCUGCAUAGGCUUUUCAGAUCUUUAGGUAGAUCUGUGCGGUUUGGGUUUUGCAAGCCAGUGGUCUGCAAUUUUGUCUGACAUUGUAUGAUAGAACUAUCAGCUGGAGCAAUGCAGGAAGGAAUAAAGCAAUCUGAGCAGCUUACACAUGGACUGGCCUUACUCUAAUAAGGUGUGGGGAUGGUACUUGGCAAGUUCCUUAGCAUAUUGUGGGAAGGCACUGAUUGAAUGUGGUCAAAAGCACUGAUUGCAGAGUGAUGGAGGCCGGAAGAGACCUCCAGAGGUCAAAUAACACCUUGGCUCAAGCAGGGCCACCUAGAACCAGUUACCCAGGACCAUGUGCAGAUGGCUUUUGAGUAUCCCCAAGGAGGGAGACUGCACAACCUCCCUGGACAACCUGCGCUGGUGCUCAGUAAAGCAGGAAAAAAGCGUUCAGAGGGAGUGUCCUGUAUUUCAGUGUGUGCCCAUUGCCUCAUCCUGUAACUGGGCAUCACUGAAAAUAGUCUGGCUCCAUGCCCUUUGCACCCUUCUCUCAAGUAUUUGUAUACAUUGAUGAGAUUUCUCUUAGAGCUGCUGAGUUGACAUAGUGUAUAGAUGUUCUCCAUACUUUCCAGCUGCCCUGUAAGCAGGACUGGGUUUCAGACCUGCCUUUUCGGAAAAGAGAAAGGGGAAUGUUGCUGUUACAGGAUGAGUGAUGUGUGCAUUUGCCAACUUCAUGCAUCCAUUUAAGAGAUAGCACUUGAUGGAGAUGAUUCAUAAGCAAUUCAUUUAGAAAAAGGAUUUUUGUUUUUCUGCUGCACUUGCUGUCUACAGACUUAUCUAAGAUCCUGUGAGACAGUGUUUUAGCUCUUUCACUCCAGCGAUAAGCAAUCCUCUCAGCUGGUUGCUUGCUUUUGAUUUUUCUGGUAGCUCAUAGGACCUGUGUCAUUAAGAGAGAGUGUAAUCUCUUUAUACUGGCUUAACCACAAGAGAAUUUGAUUAAUGUAAAGUCAGUAUGAGAACUGAAUCAAAUGACAGAGGUGCUGUUAAAGCUGGUACAAGCAGAUGUAAAGCACUAAGAAGGGAAAGCCAGUAUUCUUCCCAGACAGUCUUGUUUUUUUGCAAGCAAAACUCAGUUUUAGUGGUAAAGCAUUAUGCAGUGUAUUAGCAUUCUUUUAGUGUAUUUAGUAAAUAUGUCACCUCAGUAACUGGAGACUUAAUUACUGUAGUCUGUGGUAAAUCCUUUCGGAGAUGUGAGGAAGUGCUUUGGGUAUAUUUAUGUUACAAGAGUUACCACUACAAACUUAAAUAUUUAGGAGCUGUGGUGUUGCAUGCUUCCUGAUGAUUGCUGUAGAGUGUUCCUUCAUUUGUUAAGGAAAUAAAAAUGUACAUCAGCAUUUUUAUGAGAGACUCAUUAGGGAUGAGCACAGCAGCAAGAUGAUGAGCUGUCAUCUAUUGUUCCAGCUGACAAAUUAAGCCAUUCUUCUACUGAUAUGUGCAAGCCUUAUCCAAAUAUCCCUGCAGGCAGAAUUGCACAACAUUCCACCCUCCUUAUCACCGCACUUCUCCCUCUCGUCUGUGAUGUCGAGAGAUUAACGAACGCUUAUGGUGGAUGGGGGUUAAGGAAAAAUGCCUCAUUCAAAAAAACUUGUAGACCUAAUAAAAAUGAAGCUGUAUCAUGCUGACUGACACCAAAGCUAUAUAGUAUUUGGAAAAUCUAAAAGCAGAUUGAAAUUAUUAGGGGGAAAAUGCUGGUUCUGUAUCUGUAUCCCCAGUAUCUGAAGUGGUAAUUAACUUAUGAUAUAUGAUUAUAGUUAUGUUGGAGUCUGUGGAUGUUAAUGGGAUUCUGCUGUGUGAAGAAACACUUUCAAUGAGAUUGUCAUGGUUAUACAGGGGUGAAGAGGCCUGCUGAAAACCCUGCUUAUGAGCCUUACUACUACUCUGAAUGACUUUUACUGUUGUACUUUUACUCAAGCAUUUCUUGUCCUCAGAGGGUGGUGCUAUCAGUAGAAUGAGUCGAGUUUUAGGACUGCAAUGAAUUUCCAAUGUUCUCUUGUCUCUUUUUGACAAAGAAAUUGAGAGGCGACUGAUCUUGAACAAAACUUUGUACCCCUGAUACCUGCUCUGUGUAGAGAUGUCAUGUGAAGGUGACAGGGUACAAGUGAAUGACUAAGGCAGUGGGUCUGGGAGCUUUUCCAUGUUUAUCCCUACAAUCUAAACUAUGGCAUUAUGAGAGAAGCCUCAUCUACAAAAGCUGUAUGGCAGCAUGGCUCACAGGAGACUAAAAGGAGAUGGCCCUCUUAGCCUACUGUAUGUUGCAGAGAGCAAUGUCUUCAAUGUCCUUCCUUGCCAGGCAGUUUUUCUUUCAUCUGGCUGCUGGCUCUCCUCAACAUUGCAGGGUUUAGAGUAGAGCUGUCAUGGUCUGCUGCUAUGAUAGAUGGCAGCAGUAGAUCUUUGUGCUCUAUACUUAGAUAACCACUUGAGAAUGUGGAUAGGAAGGAGGCAAGAGAUGUCUUGUGCCUGCCCUGUGUAUGUGCACAGCAGGAGCCCUGACCUUGCUGUGACUGGCUUGAUGAGCAAGACCAGGAAGGAGAAACUUGAAGAGGAGGCUGCUCCAACUAGCUAACUAAGGGGCAUUGCACAAUGUAUAGGGAAAGGGUGUGAAGAACACUGGUGGUGUGGUCCCCACAGUUUCCACUCCUGAAUGAAGUCCUAAUUGCAGUGUCCUUGCUUUUUAAGGCCUUGCCUUCUGUGAUCACAGCAAUGGUAGGUGUAAAGGAAGCACUGAAUGUGUAUGCAAGAGCAAUAUUGGUCUCUGUGUGCGGGGCAUUUUACGAACUUCAAAUGAAAUAAAUAUGUGGGUUGGCCAGUUCUGUUUUCCUGGAUAUGUAUUUAUUGUUUAAAAGUUAAGCCUAUGAAUUCUUUCCCUCUUGUGACCCAAGAGAACAAAGUGGGUAGAAAUUGGUGGACCACAAUCAAUAUUGAAACCUUUGCAGUUGAGAAAUGCUUUGUGCAUAGAAGUCCAGCACCUAACCUGGUUUUAGAAACUUGGAGAAUUCAGAUAUACUGACCGGUGUUGGAACAGCUAAGGAGUGUCCUUCUCCAGAAUGGGCAGCCCUGGAUCUCAUUUGCUUCUUGCUGGAUUUUUUUGUCAGAUCUGAAGUAUGCUGGUGGUUCUCUGGUUGUUUGCCUGUUUUAAUAUGUAGAGGUAUUACAUUUUCCCCCUCCAUUAUUCUGCCAAAGAAAUGCUAACAAAUCCUUCUCUUUUGCAGGACUUUUUGGCUGCCCAUGGUACCCAAACUACUGUCCUGGUAUAUGUAUUCUUGUGAUGUUCUGGAUUUAGUACCAGUGUUACACAUGAGGAACAGUGGGAAGUCAAGUUACCUGCCUAGAUUCAUAGAAUAUCCUGAGUUGGAAGAGACCCACAAUGGUCAUCAAAGUCCAGCUCCUGGCCCUGCACAGGACAACCUCAGUCAGAUAAGGACAUUGCCAGGUCUGGAAGCUAAGCCCUGGGAUACUGAAUGGUGCUUCCAUGCCCUCGUUGCAAAGGCAGCACUUUUUCUAUGCUCAAAAUUAAUGGGACUGAGUAAGCAAUUGAACUUCCCCCAGAAGAACUGCUCUGAACCUUGUCUCUGAUCUCUUUGGUGGAUCUCGUGAGUGUCUGGGCAUUACGGGGUGCAAAGGACAAAAAAGUCUUUACAAAUUUUUGAGCUGUCCUUUACAUAUCCCGUGCUACUCAGCUGGCAACUGUACCAUGGGUAGUCCUCGACUUUGAUACUUUCCAUGCAGAAAGCUUCCAGCAGCACUGGCCUAAGCCAUUGCUGCUCAGCUGUGUCACCUGCUCAAGCCAUGUCCUUGGUAACUGCUGUUGCUGUUGUUACAUUUAGGAUUGAGUAGAAUUAUGUUCAUUUACAAGCAGGUAAGAUGUAGCUAAAAGGAGAUGCACUUGGAAAGGUAAAUAGAAAUGGAGGUGGUAUCUGUUCCAAGCAGCAAGUCCACCAGCUCUGAAUGCUGUUACAAAACCUUGGGGAAAGGUUUGUUCUUUCCUGUCCCUCUGUUUGGAGGUUCACCCACUCCUCCUGCUGUGGGAAGUAGCACUCCCAUGGCUGCUGCACUCUCCCACAUCCUCAGAGAUGGGACUGGGAUCUGACUGGCUGGGGCUGCUGGAGCAGCGUGGCUUGCAGGCAUGCAGCACUGCCCUUCCCCAGGGAGGAAGGGAGUGUGUGGCAGUGGAUUCAUAGUCUAUGGAAAGAAAGAAAACAAGUAGAGCUGUAUUUAUUCUCUGCUGUUGGACAAGUUGCUGGUUGGAAGCAGCCUAUUUAACUACUGAAGCUCCAAACAUUUUCUGUUUGUCAGCCAUGUGAUCACUUUGUAUUUAGGCUUGAUGGGGGGAAAACCUGGUGCCUCGCAGGAAGCCUGUGGGCUGUCUUCUAGAGGAAGCUUUCAAAUGUGGCUGACCACUCUGAUGUAUUCUGAAAAAUGGCUUUUUAGCAGAAAUCUUUGUUUAACAAAAUACUAGAGUAAAUGAGUUUUCUUCCAGAAGAGAUCUCUUAGUAGAAUUUAAAAAAAAAAGAAUUAUCCCCUUUUCAUGCUGAGAAAAACGGUCAUUGACUAUGGUGUCAGUUCCUGAGAAAACUGCCUCCCAAAAGCCAAGUUAUGGGGCUGGCUGAUUGCUGUCAAAUCCCUUUGCUUCAGUAAACUGAUACCUUAUUUUCUGACUUCCUCUAAGUCUCCUGAAGUUGUGCUACAUCCACAGCAAAUGGUUGGGUUAAUAUGACUCCUGGGCCAUCCACCAUGAAUCUGAGUGGUUUUGAAGGGCUGGGUCUGGUGAAGGGCUUUAGCUGGAAGAGGUCACUGAGACCACGUAAUUCUUACCAAGGGAUGAUGUCAAAUGGGGUUAUACAUCUGUAAGGGUGAUGUCAGAUGGGGUUGCAAAUCUACAGAGGCAUUUGACUUUAAUGCCAUUUGCUGAGCAACUUUUCUUUGAGUUCUGCAGAACAGCUCUGACUUUCCAUCUGACACUGAAAAUUUAAUCAUGUGCAAAAGAAACAUGCUCUGUCAGUGUAUCUCACUAGAGGUGGGUUGAUGUUAGUUGUGAUGGUAGUUGCUUUUGCUCUAUUUGAAAUAGCAUCUGCACUCAACUGUGCACCUAGGAAGCUGGAGCAUCACUUUGAGGGGUACAUGUGACAUUUUCUCUUUGCAAGAAUGAUGUAUCAUAAAUGAAAGUGGAGCUGGACUUCUCCACAUUGUUCAGGUACCUGCUAAUACCUCCCAUAAUUGCUAAUGUUUCUCAGGGUUAAAAAUGGCUAUCAGAACCUAUCAGAAGCUGUAAAAGGAAAGGGAAUCUAUCUUACUGGAAGGUAAGAUCUGAAUCUCUCCAACUCUGCAGCAGGUCUGAUCCAUGUCAACUUACUGGCCCCAGCCCAAGAAGCAGUUUGUUCUUUUCUGCAUAACACAGUAUUGAAAGGCUGCCCAGAGCAUGAAGGUAUAACUUUUCACUUAAAAAAAAAUUUAAAAAUACAAGCCUCCUCAGCAGCUGAAGUUAGCCACUGUGUGUCUCCUUAAACUGAAAGGGAGCAUCUUUGGACUGGAGUGUGGCCUGUGGUGAAGGCACAUGGUGUAAUUCUUGAGCAUGUCCUGUGCAGGGCUAAGAGUUGGAGGUGAUCCUUGUAGGUCCCUUCCGACUCAGGAUAUUCUGUGAAGAAGUGUUAUUUCUGUAUAGCUUGCACUGCUGUCUGCUUCAAAUGUUUUAUUUUUAGCAAAUUUUUAUUGGCUUGAUGUGUAGGAAAAAUAAAGACAACAUAUUAGCAAAAUAAUUGCCAUACCAGUGCAGCCUUUUGCUCCACAGAAAGGUUUUCUUAUUAAAGCUCCAGUGCUUUCUCUCAAGGAUGUACAACUGUGUUUCCCCUUCAUUAGAUUAGUACACACAUAAAGGAAAUGUUAAAAGAGCCACUUUUACUACAGAUUACUGUGUUCUGACACCAGCAGUUAGAAAAUUCACCUUGCUGCUCUCUACUGCCCUAGCAUUACUGGCCUGUCACUUGACAAAAGCAAGUUGCUCUUUUCCCUGGACUGUUGACUUUAAAGAAUUUGCUGUAAAUAGUCAGUGCCUUGCUUGUCUUAGAGGACUGCAGAGGAAAAAAAAAAAAUCUCACUUUUUGAUGUUCGAAGCCAGAAACCUCUUUACUCCCUUGGUCUGUAUAAGGUAAAAAUAAGUAAAGGAUGAAAAUCUGUUUCUCCUCACCUCAGGUCACUGCUGUCAGAUCUUUGCAUUGUUGGUGCAGUACAAUGGCAGGGGCAUUAGAUCAUCUAUCUUUACGUGGGAGCUCUGUGGCUUUUCACUGCACAUUUAUAGAGUAAAGUGAGGCCAUAGGGCCCAGAAUAAUUUUUACCCUUUGUGCAACAUAAUUUGAGAGAAAAUUUUCCCUCUCCUGAUUAUGAGUAGUAUUUCCUUCUUAGUGCUGUGUAUGGAAUGGUGCCUAUAGCAUUAAUGCUUCUCUUCUGCAGUGCAGUGUUAUAUUCAAGAGUUAGAGCUCAGGUGAGAUGGAGGCAGUAUCUGCUGCUCUCUUCUCCACCCUCUGCCUCAAUAGCACUCUGAGAUGGGACAUGUCCCAUGUCUGGGACCAAAAAGGUUGGUCAAAACCAGGGUGAGAGAAAGUAACAAAUUGUGGAGUUUGCUGACUCCCUCAUCUUUUGAUCAACUGUGACUUUUAUCAGGGACCUGCAUCUCUAAUUUCUCUAAUACUGAAUGCAGUCUGUGAACCUGAGGCAGGCUGUCUGCAUCUCCUCUCUUUAAGAUGCUUUGCAAGUGCCUCUGACUGAAUAAAGCUAAGUGAGUCCAUGUCCUGUGGUGUGACCUGGCCUAUAGCACAUCCCAGGUUUCUGAUUGGGAAUGGGAAAGGACCAUGUGUCUGCACUGUGUCUCUUCUGAGCAACUGCAUUGGGAAGGGCUGACAUGCAGCAAUUAUGGCAUCCAAAUGGAUUCACAUAGGAUGGCACAGGUUAAAUCGGGAGCAGACACCUCAGCAUCUAUGGCAUACACGCCAUACAGCGUGUAUGCAUCUGUACUGGUUAUAUGAUAUCCCAAAACCUCAGAUGCUUUAGCAGCUAGGAUUUUCCCUAAAUUCUAAUCCUGGAGGGGAGGGAGGACACAGUAAAGAACAAUAUAAUGCUAAUCUGCUUUCCUGUGGGCAUUACAAAAGAUAGGUUCUUUUGGCGAACGGUGUUCGUAUCUGUGCAGGGAGAAAGGGUUUCAAGAGCGGAACAAGGACUUAGGGAAGCAGAUUAAAAAGCUUGCUGUGGGAGUACUAAGCAGGAGAUGAACAUGGACUUACCUGAGCUGUGUGAUAUAUUCCUAUGUGUCCAUGUUGAGGCCAAGAAAGAGCUGGUACCUAAGAGGCAGGGCAGAGGCUGUUCUUGCCACAUCUCCAAGAUGCAGCAAGGCAUGAAGGCAGGCAGAAUUUUAUGCUCUAACUUUGAUCAGCAAUGGCCCUUUAAGGCAGAGCAAGGCGUGCAGUAUGGACACUGCCCAGUCCAAACCCAGCAGCCACGUGAACUCUCCCCAGGUGGGCAGUGCCAGGCUGGCACAGCAAGGGCCCCCCUCUCCCCCUGCCUGCGAUGACAGAGGGAGUCUGAUUGAACUUGCUGGCUCCCACUCGCUCUGCCCUAAUUUUCCUCAGGACAAAUCAGAAGAACCUGUCUCCGAGCGCAAGAUUUUGGGAAUAUGUGUCAGAGAUGCCUGUCAGUAAAACAUCCGUCUUGCCCUAAUUUCUGCAUGGAGUGCUGCAAUGUCGACUGAAAUAACCUUCCAAGCUGGCUCUGGUGCAGAGGAAGUAAUACGCAAUGAGAAAACUCUCAUCAUCUGUGCAUCAGGGAGAGAAUUACCGACUGUGUGCUGAGCAGUCAAGUUAUUGAUUCAAAUCAAAGCCCAGUCUCUCUGUCUGCUGGGCUGGUUACGUCCUGCUGGUUCAUUGCAUUUAAUCGGAUUCCCUGAGCUGCCACGCAGAGGGGGAGAGUUAGAACCAGAUCCAUCUAUAAUGUUCGCUUCAAAAUCCAGUUCUGUAUCCCCUUCUCCAUCCAUGGAACAGACGGAUUCAGAUGCUCUGGACAUCAGCACCAAAGUGCAGCUGUACGGUGUGCUCUGGAAGAGACCCUUUGGGAGGCAGUCGGCCAAAUGGUCCAGGAGGUUCUUCAUCAUUAAGGAAAGUUUCCUGCUGUACUAUGCUGAGAGUGAGAAGAAGAGUUUUGAAAGCAAUAAAUACUUCAAUAUCCAUCCCAAGGGUGUCAUACCCCUGGGAGGCUGCAUCGUGGAGCCCAAAGAAGAGGCCAACAUGCCUUAUGCCAUAAAGAUCUCUCAUGAAGACUUCCAUGGUAACAUUGUUCUAGCAGCCGAAUCAGAGUUUGAGCAGGCUCAGUGGCUGGAGAUGCUACAGGAGUCUGGAAAAGUGACCUGGAAGAAUGCCCAGCUGGGAGAAGCCAUGAUCGAGAGCCUGGAAGCUCAAGGACUACAGCUGGCCAAGGAGAAACAGGAAUAUUUAGAUAAACUAAUGGAAGAAACAGAAGAGCUAUGUCUGCAGAGGGAGCAAAAAGAGGAACUUGAGCGUCUGAACCAGAUCCUGGAAGCAGAGAAGCAGCGUUUUGAAGAGGUGGUUCGGGAGCUGCGGCUGGAGCAGGAGGAGAUCAGACGGGAGCUGGAGCUCACAGCCCGCUCCCUUAAAGGAGUGGAGGAAGAAAAGAAAGAGUUGCGAAGCCUGACACAGUCCUUACAGAACACCCUAGAGGAGCUCUCCCUGGAAAAACAACAAAUGCUGGAGAUGCUGGAAGAAAAUGAGAGCCAGGUCCCGCCUCCAACCAGCCCCAGCAAGGAGCAAAGUCCCAUCUGGGGACUGCACUGCAGCCUGCGACAGAUUGAAGAGAAGAUGCAGCAACUUCUGCAGGAGAAACUCCUGGCAGAGAAAAGGAUGAAGGAGAAUGAGGAGCGGUCCCGAGCACUGGAGGAGGAGCGGGAGUUUUACUCUUCCCAGUCGCAAGCGCUGCAGAACUCGCUCUCGGAGCUGACUGCAGAGAAACAGCAGGCAGAGAGAGACCUCAAGGCUGAGGUGAAGGUACGCAUGGAUCUGGAGAAGAGACUGAGAGAAGCUGAGGAAGCAUUGCAGAGCUUGGAGCAAGGCCUAAAUUCUCUGGAUUGCAACAAGGAGAAAGAGAAGAAGAUGAAAGCAGAUGUCAGUAAUUUGAGAAAGUUCUUUGAAGAGUGCAUCCGCAACGCUGAGCUGGAGGCCAAGAUGCCUGUGAUCAUGAAGAACUCCGUGUACAUCCACAAGGCUGCCACUCGCCGCAUAAAGAGCUGCCGCUUCCGCUGCCGGAGAACCAGCGCUUCAUGGAACGACAUGAAACAGUCCCAGUCCUUCAUCUUCUCGCAUGCAGAAGCUGAAAACAUUGAGGAGCUGAAAGAAGCAGCCAAAAGACUGAGCCGAGACCAGCGCUUUAGGAAAACUAUCUAUCAAAUCAUGAGGUCGCAAAAGGAUUCUGCUUCAGGGGACAAAAAGUGACUCUUCUUGGGAGGGGGCUUCUGAGAUCAACUUGCCAUUCAGCUCCACAAAAGUUACAGCCUUGGGCACUAGGCUCAGAAGGGAGGUUUGGCAUUUGGUGGGGAAGGUGGAGGAGAGCUGUGUGUAGGCAAUCCCUUCAGUUAUUGGCUUUGCUUUAGUUUGAGUGCUCCCUGUACUUGGCAGACCUUCUCUGCUGAUCACUCCAGACCCGUUUGCUUCAGCUGCUUACAUUAAGCCACAUUUUGCCAAGAUGCCACAGUCAGUGUUAGAGUGAACCAGAGACCGUAGUUUAGGAAGCGCCUCUUCUUUCCUUGCCUGUCUAGUCUGUCUGCCAAACACCAAGUGCUUCUGAGGAAGCCUUUAGCAGCCUAUGUUCCAGCUAGUGUAAUCUCCUCAGCUGAACAGAGCUCACCCUGCUCUGCCUGAUCCUCUCUAGGAGAUGGCUCGCUGCACACCCUCAGUCCUUCAGCACUUUGGAGGGGCACAUUUCCUGAAGACUGCACCAGUCCCAGCCUCCCAAGCACAGGUUAAAGUAUCAAACACAAGGGCAAACUUUUUGUCUUGAUGCUACAUCAUUUCAAGCCAACAGCAGCAACACAAGGUGAAGACAACAGGAGGAUGCUGUGGAUUUGGGUCCAAGGAGGAUCAUGUACAGAGAAGAGCUUAUAGGUAACACAGUGGCAUAGAUGCAAGCUGGAGGGGGGGUUGUGUUGUGUUGACAGAACAUUCCAGGGCCACCUUUGCACAUUUUUUGCACAUCUAGCUGUGUCAGAACAGGGGAAUAUGUCCUAGGGAAGGUGUUAUCUGCUGGCUAUUUAUUCAUCAGCGUGAAGAAGCCUGUGACUCAAUUCUGAUGCCUUCCUCAACACCUCUGUAAAACAAGUUAGAGGGCAGGAGGGUGAGGACUGUCCAGCAACAAAACCCGCGACCACUUAUAGAAUUAAACAACGUCAGCAGCAAGCUGUCAGGGCUGUGGAAGUGGAGGAAGUCAUCUCUGUAUGUGCUGCAGUGAAUAGCCUGUCACUGAGGCUUUGUACUGCUCUCUACCAGUCCUCUUAAUUGCAAUCCAGGCUGUCUUGGUCAAACUGGGACCUCUGUCAAGUCAAAGCUGGAUCGGGAGCAGUGCUGUGAACAGCCUGUUAGAGGAGAGCUUUUCACCAGCCUCUGAGCCCUCCCAAUUGCUCACCACGUGCUUAUCGAAUGGGAGAAUUUGCCCUGCAUGUGGUCAUCUUGUGUGGUACAGGAGAGGAGUCACUUUGUUGUGGAACCCCUUGCAGCCUCUCCCACCUAUUUAAGUGAGCAGCUGGCUAACAAUUACCCAUGCACUGCCUGGUGCUUACAGAGCACAGGAUAAGCACACUCAGAGUAACGCCCUGUUUUCUCCUGUGUAUUAAUUGGGAAAUAAAGAAAUAGACAAUACAAAGGUGAAUAAAGUUAGCAGCAGAAGUACAGUUAGAGGGUCUUAAAGUGCAGAUUUACUGUACCUUUCAUGGCAUCAGGACUCCUGGGUAUUGUGCAUGUCCAGUGACACGUGGGUAGUUGCUUGCUACUGUCCCAUUCGGAUUGUGACAGUGUCCAUUCACAGCCUUUGGCUUCUGGUCACCUACAUAAUUCCCUACCACUUUAGUGUUGUUCCUAGGGAGAAGUCUAGGAUGAGGCUGGGAAGCAAGCCCUGGCUUACCAGCCAGCACAAGGGAUUGGUGCUGGGUGGAGGAGCAUCCUGUGACGGUGUGAUGCUCCUGGAUGGAAUCACUCCGGUGUGACCAGAGGAAAAGCUUUGAAAGCACAGACGGUACUUCCCAUUUCAAUCAGUUACUGACUAAUAACCUUCUGCCAGACAUUGGGAGGUUUCAUCCAAUCAGGGGAUCCAGUUGUGGAGGGUGAUGUUUUUGUGAUAACAGGCGAUAAGCUAGGAGAAGAUUAUUUCCAUCCUUCCUUAGCAUACCUGAUCCUUCUGUGGUUUAUCUACUUGUGUUUAUACACUAGAAAGCUGCAAAUGAAUUCUUGCUCCUACAAGGCUGAAGGGCUGUGAUAAAGCAAUACAGAAAUGGUUUUUCCCUUUUUGCUGUUCCCAAACAAUCUCUAGCUAUUUUCCAGUUAAAAGGUCUAUAUUAUGUGAUGCUGGAAUGGAUGGAAUAAAGGAUAGCUAGGGAAUGUAUCUGUAAUUCAGGCAGUUAGGAGAAUCACCCUGUGGCCUGCAAAUACAGCAUUUUUGUUCUAUUAUCAUCACAGCCACAAUAUCAGACUCUUCAGAAGUAUUGUAUGCAGGAGGUAGCCACAUCAGGUCUUCCUUUACUGUGCAUAUUGACAGCAAUAAAUAAAAGUUAUGCUGACAC
Corvus hawaiiensis (hawaiian crow) is the source of this 13397-nucleotide messenger RNA. RefSeq names its product pleckstrin homology and coiled-coil domain containing D1 (gene PLEKHD1). The record is from RefSeq and is a predicted model, not a curated record. The transcript is spliced from 14 exons. The coding region runs from base 9550 to 11061 and encodes 503 amino acids. Lineage: Eukaryota; Metazoa; Chordata; Aves; Passeriformes; Corvidae.